Molecule: messenger RNA, 4582 nt
Organism: Tachysurus fulvidraco (yellow catfish)
Lineage: Eukaryota; Metazoa; Chordata; Actinopteri; Siluriformes; Bagridae
Exons: 8
Coding region: 139-621 (160 amino acids)
Source: RefSeq, a predicted model, not a curated record
CAUUUCUAGUGGACUUAAAGUGAAAGAUAAACGCUUCUGCAGCUGCAUGCAACAAAUGAGGAAUAAAUACAGUUAUUCUCAGUUUUGUCAUUAGUUGGAAAGUUUUUCAGUUCUUCAGGCUGAUGAAAACAGCUCAGGAUGCCUGAAGGGAUAUGGGCCUGGACUUUGGUGCUUGUUCUGCAUUGCUGUAGUGUUCUGAGCCAACACUCCAUCCUGGCAAAAUGCAAUGAAGACAUAAGUUUGCCGUGCAGUGUCAGUGAGCAGGGUGGCACUUAUCGCUAUAUGGUGUGGUACAGGAACGACACUGCCAUCAUUAAAAAGAAGCUCAAUGAUGUGACAUUUUAUAAUAAGUCCUCUCCUGCAUCUCUGGGAGUUCGAGAUACACUGGUGUUACAGAAUGUGCAGACCUCUGACUCUGGAUAUUACCAGUGUUUCUUGGCUGCAGACGUUGGCCAAAGAGACAGGCAGUCGGAUGUCUCACUCACAGUUUCAGGGUGUGCAACGGUCAGCCCGACUAUUGGUCAUCGCAAUCUGGAGAGCGACUGCGACCUCCCACAACAUUGCAAGAUAAAUGCUGUUGAAAUGACAGAAAUUCCAUCUCUUUUACAAGUGGCAUUGUGAUAGAUCAACCAUUGAUCUACAUAUUUAAUGGCACCCCAGAUGGGACUUCAUAGGGGCUAGCGUGAUCUGCGUCCGGAACCAGGACCACUCUCAGAAGGGUUACAGAGGCCGGCCAUAAUAUUAAGGUAAGCAGACGCCUGUUAUAUUCAAAAGUCUGUGUAUAGUGAAUCCGUGGCCUGAAAAGGGAGGGGUGGCCUUGGGAGACGGACAGCUGCCCUUGAAGUCAAGAACUCCUAAGGGUGAAAUAAAAGAACUGGAUGAGAGGGAACAAAGGGAAAAUAGAUAAGGUUGUUUUGAUUUGUGACUGUGUGUGUGUGAGAGACACACACACAGAGAAAGAGAGACAGUGUGGGUGAAGUUGUGUGUGCUUGUGGGUGCGUAUGCGCGCGUGUGCGGGUGCAUGCGCGUGUCCAUGGGCGAAGGUGUGUGUCAAAUUCUUCUGGCCAGAUGAAGGAGGCAGCCGCGCGCUCACACACAAACAAACGCACAGAGACACAGAGAGACUCCUCAGAGCUGCAUGCAACAAAUGAGAAAUAAAUAAAGUUAUUCUCAGUUUUGUUAUUAGAUGGAAACUUUUUCAGUUCUUCAGGCUGAUGAAAACAGCUCAGGAUGCCUGAAGGGAUAUGGGCCUGGACUUUGGUGCUUGUUCUGCAUUGCUGUAGUGUUCUGAGUCAACACUCCAUCCUGGCAAAAUGCAAUGAAGACAUAAGUUUGCCGUGCAGUGUCAGUGAGCAGGGUGGCACUUAUCGCUAUAUGGUGUGGUACAGGAACGACACUGCCAUCAUUAAAAAGAAGCUCAAUGAUGUGACAUUUUAUAAUAAGUCCUCUCCUGCAUCUCUGGGAGUUCGAGAUACACUGGUGUUACAGAAUGUGCAGACCUCUGACUCUGGAUAUUACCAGUGUUUCUUGGCUGCAGACGUUGGCCAAAGAGACAGGCAGUCGGAUGUCUCACUCACAGUUUCAGAGUGUGUAACUGUCAGGCCAACCUGGAUUUCUACUGAAGAUCAGUGCACUCUUGAUGUAGUGGAAGUUUCUAUUAUGUGGUCUCUGCUUGGUUUUACUUUAAUCAGCAUUUCUAAAGUUAUCCUCUGCACCAUCAUUGUCAUAGUUUGCAAAAAGCAGAAAAAACCUGAGAUGAGAAACAGAAGCAGGAGACAAAGUUACAACUGUCACAAAGACCGGGACAAACGAUACUUCUGAGUUUGUUAAAGGGCAGCUUCCUGUUCUGUUUUCACUUUGUUGCUGGUGAUAGACAGGGUCACACGGUGCUUCUGCUUAUUCCUCACCUACUUUCUUUCCACAUUGGCUUAUCUACUACUAACCAGAAGGGGUGAAAGUUAACGCAUGCUUCCUCUCAGAUAGGAAAAGCUAGCCAAACAUAUAUUUUCAUAAUACUGAUUAUGUUGCAUCACAGGGCAGUGUGACACACACACACACACACAGAAAAGCACUACCUGCCCUGAUCUGCAUACAUGGGGAACUCCUAACCCUAAGGUUGUUGGUUCGAGUCUCGGGCUGGCAAUUCCACAACUGAGGUGCAAACUGCUCCCCGGGCGCCUCAGCAUAAAUGGCCGCCCACUGCUCCGGGUGUGUGUUCAUGGUGUGUGUGUGUGUGUUCACUGCUGUGUGUACGCACUUUGGAUGGGUUAAAUGCAGAGAGCGAAUUCAGAGUAUGGGUCACCAUACUUAGCUGUAUGUCACAUCACUUUCAUGAGCUCACUGAUGCCUCUUAGGUAUUAGGCUGUACUUCUUUGAGCAUACAGGCAGAAAGUUUUAUUUUUAGAGCUGAUACAGUUGUUAACUAAUAGGAAUGUUUCAAGACCUGUAUAACUUGAAUACUGCUAUUACAAAUAUAGCUAUACAGGUCUUGAAAUGUUGCUUAACAAAUAAGAACAAUCAUAAUGCAAUGCAUGAAUGUAGCAAUCUGAAUAGAAAUAACCACAAUAAUCCUCUACUGUAAUGUAUAUUUUAUUAAAUAUUUGUCAGGUGCUUUGGGUAGAUAUCAAUAGAAUUUAUGGGAAGAGGUGAAAGGUUGAUAGGACUAGCGAUAAGUAAAAACAUAGUUUUCGACCUUUUUCAUUAAAUUCGAAUAAAAAAACAGUUUAUAGGCUGGUUCCUGAUGAGUUGCUGGCAACUUAUACAAACACCAUGUAAUGCCACAGCACACUGUGAGUCACUUUCAGGUACGUUUCUGUUUCUAUACUGUGCAAAUGUCAACACGCCCUUCCAGAUGAAAGUGACAUAAUUGCUUGCAAACAACAAAAAUGAAAAAGAAAAACUUGUGCUACAGUAAAAUAGCCACACACAAUGAGAGCGUUCUUUUUGCCCUCUUCAUGUUUCACUCAUUCUUUCAGCUGUGUGAUGUUUGAGAUGUUUCUAAAUGAUUCUCUGGACAGUGGAAUGGCUAAUUACAAAUUCUUAUGAGAUUUUUUUAAAUAUCCUUUACCAGACUAAUAAGCAUCAACAAUCUUCUUUCUGAAGGCCUCAGAGAGCUCUUUGGAUCUCACCAAAGUGAAACCUGUCACCCCAACAAUUAAAAGCUAAAUCGAAAUAUCUAAAUAACUAAAUACUGUAUCUGAGGUUUAAAUAAGGCUUGUAGGUAAUUUUAUCCAUUUUAAGUACAAAUAAAUUAUUUUUAUUAAAUUACAUUUAAUAGAGCAUUAAAAAAAAAGAUCAUUCAGUUUUAUUUGUUUAGUUAUAUUACUUGAAUUGUCCAAUAUUGGUGAAAUGAUCAAAUCCCCAUAUGUUUAACUAUUAAAAACACCCACAGGAUUUCAUGGGGUGUCAUACUUUUUUCACAUGAAUGUAUAUACAGUACAGUGGUGUGAAAAAGUGUUGGCUGAUUUUUUUAUUUUUUUUGCAUGUUUGUCACACUUUACUGUUUCAGAUUAUCAAACACAUCUAAAUAUUAGUCAAAGACAACACAAGUAAACACAACGUGCAGUUUUUAAAUGACAUUUUUUAGUAUUAAGGGAAAACAAAAUCCAAACUCACAUGGCCAUGUGUAAAAAAGUGUUCGGAUGUAGGUAGGUUCGGAUGUAGGUCGGUUCAGAUUUUGUUUUUUUACCUUAAUAAAAAAACCUUCAUUCAAAAAGUGCAUGUUGUGUUUACUUGUAUUGUCUUUGUAUAUAUAUUUUUUAUCUUUCUAAUAUUUAUAUUUCUUUGAUGGUCUGAAACAUUAAAGUGUGACAAAUGUACAAAAAAUAAAGAAAUCGGGACGGGGCCAACACUUCACUUUCACACCACUCUCUCUGUGUGUGUGUGUGUGUGUGUGUGUGUGUGUGUGUGUGUGUGUGGUAUGUGUGCGUGUGCCUUGCAGUCACGUAUUUCAGGAUGUGUGAAUUCUUUGUUAUUUUGCAUCAGUGUUGUGGUUUUCAUGUUGAACAUACUGCAAGGUAUAAGGUAACUGCAUUAGAUUCCUGUGUGAAAAAAUGCAUGUAUGUGUGUGGUGCAUUUAGCAAGUAUAACAAAAUGUUUAGCACAACCUUUCUUUUUCACACAUUCUGAAAGCAAGGAUCACAGCAGUUUCAUGUACACUGAGUGUGGGAUUAAAAUAUACAACAAAUUGCUCUGUAAGGCACUAGAGCUAUAUAAAUAACUUUUAUUAGUUUUUACAUUUUUCAUUAUGCAUACAUCUCAAAUAUUCACUAUAAAGCAAAAACAUAAAGUCACUUGUAUCUGUAAAUAUUUAAUAAGAGUUAAUCAUAAAUUUUCUUGAAAUAAUUUGUGACGAUGAUAAAUAAGAUGAAAAUUAUUUGAGUCAUCCUCAGUUAGAUUGCAUACAGUAUGUCAUUUUCUGUUUUCAUUAUCAUUUCAUCUAUUGUUUUACUGAUAACUGUUAAUCAUGUAGUGUGAAUUCUACUGUAAAUAUAUGUUGAGAUGUUAUGUACCUUUUCCACACUUCUUGCCCUUGUUUAAAACAAAUACCUCGACAUAUAUUUUAAUAAAUUGUGACAAUGUG